CACGAACUAUAGAGUCCAUCUCUGGCCGUUGCCAACAUUGGACCCUAGGUGUCUUUGAAACUCCACACUUAACCGAGAUUUUAGUGCACUGAGCAAAAACUCGAGCAUCAAAACAAAAAUGAAGAUGCAGCUUCUGCUGUUGGGAUGCUGCGCCACUCUGGCGAUCUGCUUCCCGGCAUCAGGAGUGUCGUCAGGAGGCCUCGGACCAUCAGACCCCAUCUACAGAAGUGGUCUGCAGCGCAGCACUGCGGACGCCGCCGGGCGACGUCUGUAUCGAGAUAAUUCUGAAGUAAACAUCACGGAAGACGAAAAAAUCGUUCAAUAUAGAAGAAAACAUAGCAAGAAAGGCAGCAAAGGUGGUAGCAAAGAAGACAGCAAGGACAUUAGCGAGGAAGGCAGCAACGAAAGAAGUAAGGAAGGUAGCAAGGAAGGUAGUAAGAAAGGCAGCAACGAAGGAAGUAAGGAAGGCAGCAACGAAGGAAGUAAGGAAGGCAGCAACGAAGGAAGUAAGGAAGGCAGCAAUGAUGGAAGUAAGGAAGGAAGUAAGGAAGGCAGCAACGAGGGAAGUAAGGAAGGCACCAAUGAUGGAAGUAAGGAAGGCAGCAACGAGGGAAGUAAGGAAGGCAGCAAUGAUGGAAGUAAGGAAGGAAGUAAGGAAGGCAGCAACGAGGGAAGUAAGGAAGGCAGCAAUGAUGGAAGUAAGGAAGGAAGUAAUGAAGAGAGCAACGAAGGAAGUACGGAAGGCAGCAACGAAGGACACAGCGAGGAAAGCGGAACCACCGGCUUUUCGAACGUCACCACGGACGGAACACUUGUGACCGACUUCCCUACCAGUGGUGGCAGCGUGACAGUUCACGACUUUGGUAACUUCACCGAGGAAGAUGGCCAACUUAGCUCUUAUUCUACGGACGGGUACACAACAACAGAUGAAGAUCACAUAUCUGAAGGAGAUUGUGGAAGCACUGAAAGUGGUAGUGAUGAUAGUGGCACCAUAGAGAGUAACAGUGACGAGAGCGGCAACGGAGACGGCAACGGAUGGUGCGUGUGUGGAAGCGAUUCAAGCGACGAUGAUAACCACGGGUCUGGUAGUGGGGGCUAUUGGCCUCAGAAAUCAGGCAAUGACUUCUUGAACCUGGAAAUCGACUUAACCGUGGCCAAGCCUUACUAGACAAGUUUCUCCCUGUAGGUGCACGAAUGAAACGAGAUCUGAUGCGCUUGCAACUGUAACCAUUAAACCAGCUCGGCUUUUGGAACAUGCGUUUUAAACCUCUGAAAAUUUAAAACUUAUCUCAUUCAAAAUUAAAUCAUCAAUUCUGCUGAAAUUGGACUUUUAAUACCAUGUGAUUUAUUCUUCGUUGCGGGCUUAAAAAGAUUUUUUG
Hyalella azteca is the source of this 1379-nucleotide messenger RNA. RefSeq names its product hyphally regulated cell wall protein 1. The transcript has 5 exons. The record is from RefSeq and is a predicted model, not a curated record. NCBI's taxonomy places the organism in Eukaryota, Metazoa, Arthropoda, Malacostraca, Amphipoda, Hyalellidae. The coding region runs from base 119 to 1168 and encodes 349 amino acids.